AUGGGUUGUGCUGUUUUAAUACGGUCCGCAUUGGCGAUUUCCGACACAACCCCGCCCACAAUCAAUACUCAUAAAAGGCGAAGCGGUCAUCGCCAACGACGCCGGAGUAUGGGAGCUCAGCAAAUAUUCGCUUCGCUGAGAGCAAUUCUGAGCGAUUCUGUUUCGUUAUCCGUAGAGAGUAGUACGGAUGAGCUUGAACUUGGUAUUUGGGGCAAACUAACCGUGACGAUAACUCAUUAUUUAUCCCAAUACAAAAGUGGCUAA
Molecule: messenger RNA, 264 nt
Organism: Necator americanus (New World hookworm)
Lineage: Eukaryota; Metazoa; Nematoda; Chromadorea; Rhabditida; Ancylostomatidae
Exons: 1
Coding region: 1-264 (87 amino acids)
Source: RefSeq, a predicted model, not a curated record